This is a messenger RNA of Salarias fasciatus (jewelled blenny), 4455 nucleotides long. RefSeq names its product neurabin-1-like. The record is from RefSeq and is a predicted model, not a curated record. Gene Ontology annotation, biological process: calcium-mediated signaling; neuron projection development; actin filament organization. Bases 114 to 4145 code for a protein of 1343 amino acids. The transcript has 18 exons. Lineage: Eukaryota; Metazoa; Chordata; Actinopteri; Blenniiformes; Blenniidae. Gene Ontology annotation, molecular function: actin filament binding. Gene Ontology annotation, cellular component: postsynaptic density; cytoplasm; dendrite.
UGUACCAGCACAUGUCAGAUAUCUACCUGCUCUAAAUUGACCCAGGUGCUCUCCUUAAACCUGAAGCACUUCUUCCCCAACUUCUCCACUUCAGAAGAAGGAUCCAUUCCCAGAUGAUGCGGUCAGACAGCAAAGGCAGGAGUGCCUCCCCUCACAGGAUAACCUACAAAUCAGACUUCCACGCCAUCAAGUGCUCAUUUGAUGCAGGGACCAAUCCUGUAAACCCAAACAAGCUGCCAUCCAGCAUGUCUGAUCCGAUGAUGUCUCACACCAGCAGUAUCAGCACCGUAGGUAGCAGAGGCAGGAUCAUCAACACCAGAGGGAAUAAGAUCAGAGAUAAUAUUUUCCUUCAAAUGGAUAGCCAGCACUCCAAACAAGAUUUGUGCUGUGGCUCCACGGCUUUUGUUUCUUCCCAGAUUCCCACCUUUCAGCUCCAGCCCUCACCUCUCGCUGUUUCCAGACAUUCAACCAUCAGCUCGUUGUCAGUUCUGAGCUCUGUCACCAAUUCUCCUUCCCUGGAAUCAUCUCUCCACAAGAAACGGGCCAGAGGAGAGGAAAUCACAGACAUUGACAGAGCUGCCCUGGCUCAGAAAUUCUCUGUAACCCGCAAGCUGUUUGAGACCAAGAUGACGGGGGUCGGAGGUGGGACAGAACCGGUUUUAAAACCCACGAUCAGCAGAGCAGACAGGGGGAUGGCAGAGUGGAAAGGAGAAGUCAACCAAGCUGGAGAAGAAGAGGAUGCAAGUGAGAAUAACUUGCACACGGAUGAGGAGGAAGACGGCUCGCAUGAAGACAAACCCAUAAACCAUAUCGUAAAUAUCUCUCCUGUGAAGCCUCCCGCACUGACCAGUCACCUUAAAUCUCUUUUAUUGGACAGCCUCAGCGAGACGUCCAAUGAAUCCUCCUGCUGUUUUGACAAACCCGAUCAAACUAAUGUGUCAGGAACGGAAGAAAUGAGGUCAACUGGUGAUCCUUGCAUGACCCCCGAGAAGACAUUGAGGGCCGAACUGGUCGACAUCAAUAACGAAUCGUCAGAAAGUGAUGGCGCUGAAGAAGACAAGCAGUGGAAAGAGGAAAAGGUAUUGUCUUCAUAUAAUGAGGAUAAGUGUUUGAACAAUAGUGCAGAAGACUGUGGGAACUCCCAGGUGGAUGUUGAUUUUGAGAUGCAUGCUGUAGAUAAAACUCUGGGACUGUACACGGAGGAAACCGGCGUGGAGCUUAAAGCAGGAGAAGAUGGAGUGAUGAAAUCUUCAAGAGAACACCAGGAGGAUUUUUUAGAGGGCACGCAGUGGAGAAGAGUAACCGAGAGCGACAGGGAAGUUAUAAAAGACAAGUAUCAGCAGGUGAAUCAACAAUGGGAGGGUGAAAGGGCGGAGCAGAACAGAUAUUUUCCUGCACGGGCUGAGGAGACGAAAUCAACACAAGAAGAAAUCAGUUCAAAAAAGAUGGAUUCAAGAGUGCUGGAAAGUGCUGGGAGUGAAAAUAGAGCUGGCAUGCAUGAGGAGGAUGUUCACCAGGAAGUUGAGGAAAAGAGGGAAGAUAAAGAAGAGGUAUGUGGUCCAAGACCAGAGAACAGUGAGAGAGAUGGUGAAACAUCAAAACUGCAGGAGGAGCCUGUCACUGAGGAGACCAAACAUACAGCAUGCAAAGAAGGUAGAGAUGGAAAGGAUGAAGCACCAGCAGGAAGAGAGGAGGAAACAGAAGCUGGAGUCAUCUCUGGGACUGAAAAUGAAUCUUUAGUUUAUGGUCGGGAAUCUCAGUCCCAUUCAAAGUUGUCAGCGUCUUCACAAGAGGACAGCGAAAACUCCCCGGGAAAAGACGACCAGCAUUUACUGAAAUAUGAGGAAAUUCCUGGUUUGCCUGAACUGACUGAUGAAGAGACAGAGGAAGCAUCAGACGCUGCAGAGAGGAAGGUGAAAUUCUCCUCUGCCCCGAUCAAGGUGUUCAGCACUUAUUCUAAUGCUGAAUAUGACAGGCACAAUGAGGAUAUCGAUCCAGUUUCUGCAUCAGCAGAGUUUGAGCUGGAGAAGAGAGUGGACAGGAUGAAUGUUUUCCCCGUGGAGAUAGAAAAAGGAGAUGAUGGCCUGGGCAUCAGCAUCAUUGGAAUGGGUGUCGGGGCCGAUCAGGGUCUGGAGAAACUGGGGAUCUUUGUCAAGACAAUUACUGAAGGAGGAGCAACGCAGAAAGAUGGAAGGAUUCAGGUGAACGACCAGAUAGUGGAGGUGGAUGGAGUGAGUUUAGUUGGAGUCUCCCAGCUGUUUGCAGCCACAGUGCUCAAGAACACAACAGGCCUUGUGAAGUUUCUGAUUGGUCGAGAGAAGGAGGGAGUAGAAAGCGAGGUGGCUCGACUCAUCAAUGAAAGCUUGGAGAUGGAUAAAACAAAAACCACAAAGAGAGAGAGGGGAAGCAGUGGAGAUGAGGAAAUGGACAGCAGCAUGUCAGAGAAGGGCUCUGUGGUUGAGGAGGAGGAGGAGGAGGAGGAGGAGGAGGAUGAAGUGGAAGAUGUGUCUGCGCUAUCCAGUCUGGACAAUCACCAGCUCUGCCUGAAAUACCAGCAGCUUCAGACUAAGCUACAGACCAGAACAGCUCAGCUCCGGCUUGCAAAAGAAAAGAUUAAAGCAUGGGAGGAGCGGCGUGCCUGCUGGGAAAGCCAGAGAGUUGAAUUGGAGCAAAGAGUGCAAGAUGGAGACGAGAAAGCAGAAAAACUUGACAAGUACUGGCAAGAGGCCCAGACGCUCUGCAGAGUUGUGAGCAAGCGACUGGCGGAUGCCCAGAGCCAAUCAGAAAGCCUGGAGAUUAAAUACAGCAAGGCCAAGAGACUGGUCAGAGAAUACCAGAGCAGAGAGGAAGACUGGGAGAAAAGGGAAGCAGAAAUGGUGAGAGAAAUGGAGGAGAGAGAUAAGCAGCACAGAGGGAUUGUUCAAAGGCUGCAAAACCAGAUGGCACAGCCGGAGAGAAAAGACACAGAGGGAAAGAACCACGCCGUAGACUCCUCAGUCACAGACUGGUUUAUUCCGGUUCCUGACACAGGACGCCUAGACUCCAGCGCUCACAUAGCCAGAGCCCAGUUAGCCCAGAAAUCUAAGCGCCACCCGCCCUCACGAGACAAACUCCGAGAGAGCUUCAGAAAAGAGGAAGAAGUCGUGCAGUCAUCACAGGAGAGCCAAUCACUGUGUCUUCCCACAAUGGCCCAAAAUGGCAGAAGUGACCUCUCCAGCUGCUCCUCUUUCUCAACCCUCAGUCCUCAACCCGCCACAGGCUCCAUCCUCACCCCUCCCAUCCACACCCCCGACACUGGCAGUCCCUCACCGUGCAAAUCCUCAGCAUCCAAGAGAUCCAGAAGAAAGUUCCCUCACUUCAGUGGCCUUCGCAAGUCUCUCAUCAAAAGAAGAAGCGACAAACACAAUAGAAAGUCAAUAAGCAGCAGUGGAGGGUCGUGCGGCGACCUGGUAGACGAACCCGCUGGAAUCUCUCCUACAAGUUCAGUCACUUCGAUGCCAUCUUGUCUGCCGUUUCCCUGGUUCGGAGAGCGAGGAAAGGAAAAGGCGGAGGAAGCAGAGUGCAGCAGGGAGAGGCUUCGGUCCGUGUCCAGCAGCAGUUUGCCAUAUCUGACAACCUCGGGCAGAAGAGAUCAGGGUAUUGGUUCUCCAGCAGAAAGCUGCAGCAUGGUGGGUCAUGUCUCUGAUCACUCUCUCUCAGGGCACUCUCACACGUUUACCUUUUCCUCCACUGAGACUCUGGACGACGACCCAGUUCCCAACAACAACAACAAUCAAUGGCAAACUCGCCCCAUUUUGGAGUGGACCAACCAACAGGUCUGUCUGUGGCUGAUUGCGAUGAACAUGGAUCAAUACACGUCCCAGUUCGCUGCCAGAGGAGUUGAUGGGACACAGCUGCUCAGCUUGGACAGCGAUAAACUCAAGGCUCUGGGUGUGUGGAGUCAACGCGAUCGCUCCGCCAUGAAGAAGCGGCUGAAGGAGAUGAAGAGGGAGGAGAAGGAGCAGAGGAAGGAGGAAAAGCGGCUACAAGAGGAAAAGGAGAAAGCAAACGCAGCUCUGGAGAAGGCGAGGGUGUUGGGCGAAGAGAAGUCCAUGAAAGACGUCAGCUGUGGCGGAAAAACUGUGAGAACCGAGUCGCUCUUAUAAAGGACGGGCAGAAGUGGGGAGAUGAACCAGCGGAGGAAGUGUUUGCACACCGAGAGACUUUCCUGUCAUGAUGCUGAUAGAAAUGACUUGACGCUCAUUCUCCACUGUCCAUAUCAUCAAAGGUCGACUCCUGCACCAAAAAUCAAACUCACAGCAAUUCUUUUGUGUAUUUCAGUUAUAAGGUACGUGGAAAAACUCCCACUUUUUUUUUUUUAAACCAUAAAUUAUACUGUAAAUGAUUUUAUUCAAAAUGAGCUGAUUUAGACCCUUGGGUGUGUACUGUAAGUGCUUUUUUAUGUCUUAAUAAAUA